CCCUAAGCUGUUGCAGCAGAGUCCUUUCGUCUCUUUCGCAGGGAGCGAAGGGAGGAGCUGGAGCAGAAAGGAGCGGUUGCGAGGACGCAACAGGGAUUGGGACGGAGAUCAUGCCUACACGGGGUGGGGGAAAAGGCUGCUCGGUGUGAGCUCAGCUGUUUGCGAGUGGUUUCGCAUAUUCGUGUAGGAGCUAGAGUGAUUGUUUCGUUUUAUAGUUCUUCAAGGAUAGAGGAUGGCGGGCGUAGCUUUUUCGCCAGUGCAGAAUGGGGACAGGUCGCUGUAUGGUGGAGGUGGGGGUGGCAAGAUGCGAGCUCGGCGAGGUCCGAAGCGAAACAGCACGCCUUACGACCGGCCGGCCGUUGGGCGCCAUGCAUCGGCAGGGCCGCAGGCUUUAAUUAAUGCGAAUGGAGGGACUGCGGGUGGAAACAGGCGGGAAGGGUGGCUAGGGUCGAGGUUGCUUGGCACUGCCUCCAAGAUUGUCACUACCGGAGCUUCGUAUUUGUAUUCUUCAUUUUUCAAGCGUCCGGCUGGGGGCGGUGUUUUUCUUCUUAAAGAUGCGGAAAAAACCGCGGGAGAAUAUGCUGACGGACAAACGGAUAUGAUGUCGCCAUCAGCUGCCGAAGCUGAGUCAAUGGAAGCCGGUAGUCAGCAUGGCGAUGAAGACAAUUCAUCAGAAGUGGAAAGUUGGAUAAGGAGGACCUUCCCAGGAGAAGAAGCUGAUCGGUUAAUUGCGAGUUUAAGGUCGUUUAAGCAGACUGGGGCUGCAGAAGAGCAAGUUGAUCAUGUAAGCAAAGAACCAAAAACUGCUAAUGUUAACCAAGUUCCGGCUCUCGAGUCUGCGCCAAGCAGCGGUCAGCUUUCCGAUGCACAGAGGUGGAGGGAAGAACGCACUAAAGCUCGACAAGAGCAGAAAAGUAGCCUUUGGCUAGGUGGUUCUGGAAAAGAAAAUGGCACCCGCGCAGGUCCUGGGACCUUUGAGAUUGGAGAAACUGUGGCAGUUGAUGUUGCAAGGGCCUACAUGGGAGAGCGAGUCACAAGAGUGGUUACACCUGUUCGGGAGAAAGUUCCUACUCCAAUACGACAUUCACCUUACCAGCCUUCGCCUUAUUUGGCGAGGAAGCAACAAUCAAACAACUUCUCUGCUCAGUAUGAAUCCGCUACUGUUCCUAAUACUUUUGGUCUUCUUUCUCCGGGUGGCAUUCGAAGUCGAGACGGUGUUUUUGAUGACAAUUUGCGAACUCCACCUGUCACUCGAACCGUAGGACAUCUUCAGCCUGUUCCUCGCGCCACUGCAGUCAGUUCAGCGAUUGGAUAUCCAUUGCCUGGAGAGGGAUCGAAAAAGAGAAGUUUUUCAGCCGUAGAGGAUGGCGGCUAUUCUACAGGUGGGGCUAUUCGACGCUUAAGGCCUAGGUCCUCUCUGUACUCGCCAGGUCCAGGUACUGGAUUCCAAAGAAGAGGAGGCCUGGGCAUGUAUCCCCCUCUUCCUAGGAUAUUACAUACGCCUGUUGACGUCAAACAAAAAUCGAUUACAAUGUGGAACCAGAAUGCUGAUACAGAGGAGAAAGGCGAUGUGAAAAAUGUUUUGAAACACAAGGAGGGAUCCAAAGGUUUAGCAAUGGGAAUGAAUGCAGCUGUACCUGAAAGAGCGAGUGCAACAGCUCGCAAGAUCUUAGAAACCUUGGAUAUAAUGACUCCUCCAAAAGAGAAGUCCUUAGAGUCAGAGCUUGCGUUAGUCAGGGAUCGUCCAUCAACUGAGUUGACAACAAGUAUGAUGAAUGAUAAGGCACGUCAGACCAUGCAGUCCUGGGAUUAUGCAGGACCUCAGGAAGAAGCCGGGCCUUCAGGACGGGGUCGCAAUCUUGAGAAUGAUUUGUCCUCUGCUGCUGGGGUUUCAAGGAUAGGAGCUGGACAUGGCACAAAAACCAGAGGCAAAGGCAAAGCGUCAGCUUCCAUCCCAUCACAUAAUUUUGAAGAGAAGAGCACAGAUCAAACAUCAUUUUAUUUCCAGGACGCAUCUAGGUUGAAAGUCUCAGAGUCUAGUUUGGCUAACUCAAGUCCUGCCUUGGGAAGGAAUAAAGGAUUCCAGAUCAAUGCUGAUGUUGAUGAUUCGGAUGAAGAGAGUAGAGGUGCAAACUCUACUUUGGUCACUUCAACUGUGACGACUUUUAGUGAUGGAAAGUCGACUUGUGCAUCAGGAGGUUUUACAUUCCAGUCGUCCAAUUCUUUUGGUAUUGCUAUGGAGCCUCCACCGACACCUAAGCCGUUUCCAUCACCAUCCAGCACAGGGCCUGCACCGAAGCUUAAUGGGCAGCCCACUUUCAAGUUCAACACCGGUACUCCAGCAGACAAUAUAGUAUUUAAAUUGCCCACAUCAGGGUCAGGAGGAGUUGAUAAUAAUGUACAUACCAAGGAUAUGAAGCUCAACUAUCAGUCUGAUAAUAAACCGGACUCUUCACCAAGUAAUGUGACUGCACGUGAGACAUCCGAACCGGCCCAAGAAGUGAAGGGAGGAACGUCUACAUUGAGUUCCUCGUCUCCUGAAACCUCACCUUCUGCGGUCUCUUUAGCCAACUUCGAAACCUCCCGUGCCGAGGCCAAGCCAGCCUCUGCAGGUAUGUUCGGUUCAAGCAGUCAGACCACUGGUUUCAGUACGGGGAAUUCCUCAGGAGCGACUCUCGUUUCAAAUAAGGAGUCGAGCGUAUUCAGUUUUGGUAAGUCGGCAGCAUCUCCAUCCGCAGAACCUGCAACCCAAACAUCCCCUACUGCUGGUUCUGGUAUGUUUGGAAGCAACGGGACUUCUUCAGCCACUACCUUUACAUCUCCUGCUCCAGCAUUUGGAUCCUCUUCUGCUUUUGGAAUGAACAAGGGAUCAUCUUUGUUCGGGGCAGCAGGCAGUUCUUCAGCAGCACCUACUUUGCAGUCAACAGCUCCCGCAGUAACUUUGGAUGAUGGGAAUAAAUCUCAAAAGGUCGCGUUGGGACAGAGCCCGGAAAAGGCUAAUGAUGGAUCAGUAACUGCGCCUGUGACGUUUGGGUUAUCUGCUGCUGCGACUACCUCAGCCUCAACGCCAUCGACACACGUGUUCUCUACCCCUACAUUUGGUGUAGGCGCAAGCUCGCCAGCUCCAGCGUCCAAGUCUGCACCCUUGUUCGGCUUGAAGCCUGCCUCCUUGGAUUCCACUCCUGUGGCUUCAACUACUUCACCGUCAUCAGUCAGUGCUGGCUUUGGGUUAUCCUCUUCUCUUUUUGGCAGUUCAACAUUUGGGUCAAGUAAUCCAGCUCCUUUAUUUGGUGGAGCUUCGAGUGCUCCUGCAUUCGGUGCUUCAAGUACUCCAGCUUUUGGAGCAUCUAGCACUCCAGCUUUUGGAGCUUCCAGCAUACCAACCUUCGGAGCGUCUAGCACUCCUGCAUUUGGACCCUCGAGCACAGCGACAUUCUCAACUUCUAGUGCUUCGGCAUUUGGGACUUCCAGCACUCCAGCUUUCGGGGCUUCCAGCACCCCUGCAUUCGGAGCUUCUAGUACUCCGGCAUUCGGAGCUUCCAGCACCCCGGCAUUCGGAGCUUCUAGUACUCCGGCAUUCGGAGCUUCCAGCACCCCGGCAUUCGGAGCUUCCAGUACUCCGGCAUUCGGAGCUUCCAGCACCCCGGCAUUCGGAGCUUCCAGCACCCCGGCAUUCGGAGCUUCCAGCACCCCGGCAUUCGGAGCUUCCAGUACUCCGGCAUUCGGAGCUUCUAGUACUCCGGCAUUUGGAGCUUCCAGUACUCCGGCAUUUGGAGCUUCCAGUACUCCGGCAUUUGGAGCUUCCAGUACUCCGGCAUUUGGAGCUUCCAGUACUCCGGCAUUUGGAGCUUCCAGUACUCCGGCAUUUGGAGCUUCUAGUACUCCGGCAUUUGGAGCUUCUAGUACUCCGGCAUUCGGAGCUUCCAGUACUCCGGCAUUUGGAGUAUCUAAUGCACCUAACACAUCUGGUUUUGGAGGUUUUAGCUCAGAAGUAUCAGCACAACCUUCACAGUCUCCUCCCGUCUUCGGUUUUGGAGCUUCAGGCAAUGCUGGAUCUUCAUCUUCUCCAGCCUCAUUUGCGUUUGGUGCUUCUGCCGGAUCUGGUAAUCCCUUUGCUUUUGGUGCAUCUACUGGCGCAUCACCAACCACUUCAACUGGCGCCUUCGCAUUUGGGGCAUCUAGUGCUGCAUCACCAACCACUUCAACUGGUGCGUUCGCUUUUGGAUCAUCUAGUGCCGCAUCACCCACUACCUCUACUGGUGCUUUCGCAUUUGGAGCAUCUAGUGCUGCUUCACCCACUACCUCAACUGGUGCAUUCGCCUUCGGUGGCUCUAGUGCUGCAUCAUCUUCACCCUUCAGUUUUGGUGCAAAACCCAGUUCUCCAUCUAUGUUUGGUACGAGUGGCACUGCACCUGCAUUUGGAUCUUCUCCGAAUGGUGGCAUGGGAACCGAUAUGGAGGACAACAUGGCUGAUGAUGGUCAGAUGAUGGCCUCUUCACCACCUCCACAACAACAAUCUCUUGCAUUUGGUGCCUCUCAAAACCCAUUCGGUAAACCUUCCACUCCAGUCACCACACCGUCGUCAGUCUUUGGAGGCUUUGGAAGUUCAACAGCCCCUGCCGGUGCUAAUCCAUUUGCACCAUCUCCUCAGCAACCUUCCCCUGCUGCUGCCAACCCCUUCGCGCAAUCGCCUCAGCCGGGACAACCUCUCAACUUUGGUGGUGGUGGUUUUGCAUUGGGGACAACUGGCCAAGACUCGGGCGCUAAACCCAAUAGGAAGUUUAUUAAGGCUAAGAGGGCAGGUAGCGUGAAAAGGAAGUAAACGAACAUGUAGAGUGUGUGUUAUGUGAAAUCCUUAGGAAAAUUGUUGGCAUUUAGGUUAUCAAGGCUUAAUAGGAAAGAAUAUUGGAUACGCUGAGAAAUGUUAGCUCUUUAGUGAAACUGCUUAUGUUACGCAUACUCACGGAUCUUGAUCUCCGCGUCUGGCCAGUGAGUAGUUGGAAUAUUGAACUAGACACGUUGAAGUUGUGGGUGAAUAGAGUACUUAACGUCAAGUGGUGCCUUCCACCCAACCGACAAAGUCUGCAUCUAUGCUUUCAGAGCCUUCUUCAAUAUGGUCAUGCUGACUUCGAACACGUAAAUAUUAUCAA
Molecule: messenger RNA, 5150 nt
Organism: Physcomitrium patens
Lineage: Eukaryota; Viridiplantae; Streptophyta; Bryopsida; Funariales; Funariaceae
Biological process (GO): nuclear membrane organization
Cellular component (GO): nuclear envelope
Source: RefSeq, a predicted model, not a curated record